Messenger RNA from Miscanthus lutarioriparius, 1074 nucleotides. NCBI's taxonomy places the organism in Eukaryota, Viridiplantae, Streptophyta, Magnoliopsida, Poales, Poaceae. The record is from the annotation of a GenBank genome assembly.
AUGCCUGCCGUCUCGGCCGCCGCCUGCUGCGCCGCCGCAGCGACGGCUAACGAGGUCGCUGAGGACCUCUUCGGCUUCCUGCGCGUGCUCAGUGACGGCACCGUGCUCCGGUCGCCGGCAGGCCCGGUGUUCUGCCCGACCACCUUCCCCGGCAGCCACCCGUCCGUGGAGUGGAAGGAGGCCGUCUACGACAAGGCCAAGAACCUCCACGUCCGCAUGUACAAGCCGACGCCGACGCCGACCGCGUCCGUGGGGAAGAAGAAGAAGCUUCCGGUGCUCGUCCACUUCCACGGUGGCGGCUUCUGCCUGGGGUCGUGCACGUGGGCGAACGUCCACGAGUUCUGCCUCCGCCUCGCCGCGGACGCCGGCGCCGUCGUGCUCUCCGCGGGGUACCGCUUGGCCCCCGAGCACCGCCUCCCCGCGGCCUUCGACGACGGGGCCGGAUUCAUGCGCUGGCUCCGAGACCAGUCCGCCGGCGGCGCCGCCUCCGACGGAUGGCUCUCGGAGGCCGCCGACUUCGGGCACGUGUUCGUCACUGGCGACUCCGCGGGCGGCACGAUCGCGCACCACCUCGCCGUGCGCGCUGGCAGUGGCAGCGGCUCAGCCGCGGCGGAUCCAGAGCCAGGCCUUGUGACGGUCCGCGGCUACGUUCUGUUCAUGCCGUUCUUCGGCGGCGUACGGCGCACGGUCUCGGAGGCCGAGUGCCCGGAGGAGGCGUUCCCGAACCUGGACCUGGUCGACCGGUUCUGGCGGCUGUCGCUGCCGACCGGCGCCACCAGGGACCACCCAGUGGCGAACCCGUUCGGGCCGGACAGCCCCGACCUGGGCUCGGUGGACUUCCCGCCGGUACUCGUGGUGGUCGGCGGCCUCGACUUGACCCGCGACCGCACCGUCGACUACGCGGAGCGGCUGGUGGCGAUGGGCAAGCCCGUGGAGCUCGCCGAGUUCGCCGGCAAGCCCCACGGGUUCUAUCUGCACGAGCCGGCGUCCGAGGCCACCGGCGAGCUCAUCCAGACCGUCGCCCGCUUCGUCGACGGCUGCGGCGCCAUCACUGCGUCAGAGGCUGCUGCUUAA